Pseudovirgaria hyperparasitica is the source of this 1270-nucleotide messenger RNA. RefSeq names its product Ribokinase-like protein. Gene Ontology annotation, molecular function: ATP-dependent NAD(P)H-hydrate dehydratase activity. NCBI's taxonomy places the organism in Eukaryota, Fungi, Ascomycota, Dothideomycetes, Acrospermales, Acrospermaceae. The record is from RefSeq and is a predicted model, not a curated record. The transcript has 3 exons. Bases 184 to 1116 code for a protein of 310 amino acids. Gene Ontology annotation, biological process: metabolite repair.
ACGAAAUGAAUAAGUUAAUAUAGUAUAGGUACAGUCAUCACGCGUCAACAUCAAAAGGCAGUUCGAAUAAAGAUUAUUCUGCAAAUACAUGCUCCCAGCUACAGUCAAUUGACGUAAAUCCAACAGAACAUUCAGAUCAUGGCGAACGCAAGCAGAAAAGAAAUCCUGGGCAAAGUCUAUAAGAUGAUCCCACCUAUGCUUGAGAGCUUCCAUAAAGGCCAACUAGGCCGCGUCGCUGUCAUCGGCGGCAGCGAGGACUACACCGGCGCACCAUACUUCUCCGCCAUGGCCUCCGCAAAGCUCGGCUGCGACAUGUCACACGUCAUAUGCGAGCCAGCCUCGGGCGCCGUCAUCAAAAGCUACUCCCCAAACCUCAUGGUGCACCCCUACAUGCGCCAGUCGAAAAACGCAUCAUCCACCGAAACCCUCGACACGGUCGCCUCGAGCAUAACCGCCAUGCUACCACGCCUGCAUGUGCUUGUUAUAGGCCCAGGCCUGGGCCGCGACGCGCUGAUGCAAGACACAUGCGCGCGCGUCAUCGAAGCAGCGCGGGCGGCGUCGAUUCCGUUUGUGUUGGACGCCGACGGACUAAUGCUAGCGACGGAGCGGCCGGAGCUGGUGCAUGGGUACAAGGACUGUAUCCUGACGCCGAACGUGGUGGAGUUUGGGCGGCUAGCGAAGAAGAUGGGUGUGGAUAUGAAGGGUGAUCCGACGACGCUGUGUGCGGCGCUGGCGAAGGCGUAUGGCGGCGUGACGAUCAUUCAGAAGGGGGCUGUGGAUACGAUAUCGAACGGUGAGCAUACGUUGGUGUCGGAUGGCGAGGGUGGGGCGAAGAGGAGUGGGGGACAGGGUGAUACUUUGACAGGGAGUCUUGCGACGUUACUUGCAUACCGGAGUGCUUAUCAUGAAGGACUGUGGGACAAUGGUGGAGAGAUGGAGAGAUUGGAGACGUUGGCGCUGGCGGCGUACGGGGGAAGCGCGAUUACGCGGGAGUGCUCGCGGCUGGCUUUCAAAGAGAAGGGGAGAAGUCUACAGGCUGGAGACUUGACGGAGCAUGUUCAUCAAGCGUUUUUGAACGUGGUGGGCGAGCCAGGGACCUGUACUGAGAAGUUGUGAGCAUAGUGCGAAUGCUUGUCAAAAUGUAAAAUCAUAUCAGAAACAGCGACGAAGUGAGUGACGGGACAGCAAGAUGCAAAGGAAUUGCAACAAUAGCCGCUCACUGGCGGUACAAUAUCUCUCUAACUCUAUGCAAUCUUUGCAUUGAAAUAUU